AUGCCAUCAUUUCGACUGCAGGGAUUCCAAUCCGUGAUUCGCGGCAACUCCCACCUGCUGCGUUAUCAGCAGCGCAGGUGGGCGCAGGUCCACGAUGUCCGCUUCCUCGCCUCACACCACGAUCCCAAGUAUGUCUUGGACAAGUACCGGUCCAAGCUGGACCAAAAGGCCAAGGAAGAGGGACAUGAGUCGAUUGAGUCCUUGAAGGAAGCCUAUGACAAAAAAAUCCAAGAACUCCGCCGCAAAGCAUCCACCCCAGUUACCCCAGAGCCCGAAACUCCUACAUCCACCACCGCGGUCCCAGGCACAACCCCAGCAUUCCACCCGCCCCCUCCCCCACAGGAAUCGCGCACUGCCCAGGUCGCACGUAAAGUGUCCGGCGACUCCAGCCCCGUCAAGCCCCUCAGCACCUACCUGGACGUUGAGAAGAUCCGCGAGCUCCCAGCAAAGGAGAUCGAAGCGCUCUGGCGUCUCCGUUUCGCGGGUAACCCAAACGCCAUCACCGCCGCGAUUCCCCUCGACACAUACAAGCGCAUGAUUCAGUCCGCACGCGAGAACCCGCAGUUCAUCCUGCCCCUCCCGCGCCCGCAGACCGCCGAAGAGGCAGAGCAAACGCCCGAGGGUGUCACUGGCACCGCUGCCGAUAUCCACUUCCUCCAGUGGGCUUUCCACCCACCGGCUGAGGGAUCGACUCUGUCUCCUUCAAAUAACCACACCUCUACUGUGAUCUUCACGAAUCUGGGUGUUUAUAAGAUGCACGGCGCGUUCGCGCAGCCUCAUACUACUGUUACUCACCACCUUGAUCUGGCGGAUGAGAAGGGUCUAGUUCUCAUGCAUGGCCAGAUUAUUCCCGAGGGUGGUGUUUCGGCCGCCGAGGCGACUUGGCUUGUUAGCUGUGUGCAGCGCUUCUACGACUUCGAGGGAUUGGCUUCUGGUCGUAAGAGUGAGCUUGUUCGCAUGUUCACCCGGGGUGAUGUUGAGAACUUCAAGGUCGAGGAACUGUUGGUAGAGGCUGAGAAGCUUCCAUAG
Molecule: messenger RNA, 1029 nt
Organism: Penicillium coprophilum
Lineage: Eukaryota; Fungi; Ascomycota; Eurotiomycetes; Eurotiales; Aspergillaceae
Product: ATP11 family protein
Exons: 2
Coding region: 1-1029 (342 amino acids)
Biological process (GO): mitochondrial proton-transporting ATP synthase complex assembly
Cellular component (GO): mitochondrion
Source: RefSeq, a predicted model, not a curated record